Molecule: messenger RNA, 1224 nt
Organism: Castor canadensis (American beaver)
Lineage: Eukaryota; Metazoa; Chordata; Mammalia; Rodentia; Castoridae
Source: RefSeq, a predicted model, not a curated record
AUGGCAGGGUCCACCCUGUGCAAGGUCCCCAUGCUGUUCCUCAGCCUCCUGGUGCUCCUGGAGCUGAGCCUGGCGGGCUCACUUGGACCUGGAACUCCUGCUCGGAACCUACCUGAGAAUCACAUCGACCUCCCGGGCUCUGCGCUAUGGAUGCCUCAAGCCAGCCACCACCGCCGGCGGGGCCUGGGCAAGAAGGAGCAGGGCCCGAGCAUGCCUGGCCAGGCCCAGGAUGGAACUGUGGUUACUACCACCACCAGGCAGGCCUCCAGGCUACCAGGGGCUGGGGGGCUGCUGCCUGGACAGACUCCUGCAGGCCUGCUGCAGAACAAAGAUCUGCUCCUGGGGCUGGUGUCACCCUAUUCUGAGAAGGAGCACCGAUCUCCAGGGUGGGAGAGGGUGAAGAAACGUGGCAGGGAGCACAAGAGACGCAGGGACAGGCUGAAACUGCACCGAGGCCGGGCCCUGGUUCGAGGUCCCAGCUCCCUGAUGAAGAAGGUAGAGCUCUCUGAAGACCAGACAUUGGAGGCCGCCAUGGAGGAGUCUUCCACCAGCCUGGCCCCCACCCUGCUCUUCCUAACCACCUUGGACGCCGCACCUGCCACAGAAGAGUCUCUGAUCCUGCCUGUCACCUCCCUGAGGCCUCAGCAAGUGCAGCUCAGGUCUGAUGGGGAGGUGAUGCCCACGCUGGACAUGGCCUUGUUCGAUUGGACCGAUUAUGAAGACUUAAAACCCGAGGUCUGGCCCUCUGCAAAGAAGAAAGAGAAACACCAGGGUCACCUCUUCAGUGAUGGUAAUGAGACCUCGCCUGCUGAGGGGGAACCAUGCAACCAUCAUCAGGACUGCCAGCCAGGAACCUGCUGCGACCUUCGGGAACACGUCUGCACACCCCACAACCGCGGCCUCAACAACAAAUGCUUGGAUGACUGCAUGUGCAUGGAAGGGCUGCGCUGCUACGCCAAAUUCCACCGGAACCGCAGGGUCACGCGGAGGAAGGGGCGCUGCGUGGAGCCGGAGACGGCCAACGGCGACCAGGGAUCCUUCAUCAACGUCUAGCUCUCGAGGAUGAAGCCUGGGGACUGAGCCCGGGAGGUUUGGAGAAGCCGGGCAAUGUGUUUGUAACUAGCAGCGGGAGAUCAAGUGGGGGACAGAGGGUGGAGGCCGCAGGCGCAGGCCCAGACCCAGGACACUUGGUCCCAGGAUGGGGACUGCUGUGUGGACGAGCUG